AGGAAGGAACGGCAACUAAACUCUCAGGUAAGGACGUAACGAUGCCCGAUGUACCUUCCAUUUGCUUUAUUGAGUUCCCAUUAUGCCCCAAAUUUUGACCAUGGUCAUGCCUAUGUGUGCAGUUUUAGAGAAAGUUUCUACAAGAUUGCUGAUUUUAAAUGGCGUACUUGAAAACACGAGAUGGCCUGCCCCAGAAAAUUAAUAAUUUCCAUGUUGACCAUGACAAUUUUAAUUUUGUACGUUACUGGCUCAGUCGCAGGUACAUUUUGUAGUUUUAUAGAAGCACAAAUGAAAAACGAUAGAAAAUGAUCAGCUUUCGACCUACAUAAGUGGAAAACGAGAUUAUAUAUAUAUAUACAAUGCCACACCGUCUUAGUUUUAUGGAUGACAUCCCCUGGAGACCCCCAAAACUAUUAAAUGCGCGCGGGCGAAAAGAUAAAAUCCCAGCAAAAAUAAAAAGUGCUGAUAAACCACAGGACUAAACAUCCAGACCAUUCUUUUCCAGGCUUGGUUUGUUAUGUGUUCACCUCCAGUAAGACUGUAAGAGACAAUCGUCGCCAUUUCAAUCAUGUUUGUACUGCUAUUCUUGUUCAAAGAGGGAACAAAGGCGCUGUGGCCCCAUGCCCUGACCACAAAGACCAUGUGCUACCCUACCCUAGAGAGCAGGUCCUCCGGUUGACAUGAAAUUCUGAUUGAUAUAGGGUGACAUGUGGCCAGUUUUUUUGUAAAACAGGCGAAAAUCAAUGCGCGCGAGGGUGUCAUCCAUAAAAUUAAGUCAGUGUGGCCCUACCUUAUUUAUGAUCAGGCAGUUGAUAUGUACUCAGCCUGAGUCUAUCCGUCAACAUACCCGCCAUUUGUACACAAAAGCUAAUGCUUUUAACCGAACAUUUGGUAAAUAGACUCUAGGAGGCGAAGCGAAUCCCGUUUGUUGCACACUGUUAUCCUUUUACUGCGCCCAGCUAUGGUGUACAAAGGGAGAACAGGGCGUUGUAGAGACUCAAGGUGCACUCUCACCGCACUUGCGUCAAGCUUGCGUCACUGCGGGGUUCGUUGACUGCGUCACUGUUUUGUUAUUUUCUCCGAUUUUUUUUUUUUAAUUUGGAUUUUGCGUAAUACGUAAAAGUAUGACUUGGAAGACGACAAAAUACACAAAAAGUAAGAAAAUUCGUUCUUUAUGUCUGAAAUUCGUUGCAUAUCUCUCGUUGCGUAUCUGUGUGAACCAUCUUAAGUUCUUUAUCAUGUUCACAGCCACUUAACGUUUGGGGCUGAUCGAAUUUAUUCAAACACACGAGCGACACCUAGCUGCAGUGCGAAGUGUAACUUUCUUCCCUAAGGAUGGUGACUGGCGGUCACCGAAUCGUCUACUCAUGAAACUACUGAAAGUGGAAGUCAAUAAUUAAAGACUUUGUUGUAUAAGGUAUAAAGGUAUCAAGAGGACCUGAAAAGUAUGGACUCUACAAAGCUCCUUGAGCUAAGCCCGGUCGUGUUGCAACCUGGUACAAGACCGUCAGGGUUUCAAACAGGAACUGAACAGUGUCCGGUAUGCAUCAGGAACAUGGAGGCGCAAGAUGUCGAGUUCGUCGCUCGAGUAGUCGCAGAAGGCUUUUUUUAUUCACUUGAACAUGUGGUUGGUAAGAGCCGAGUGGAAGACUUCAUCCUGCUCAACAUCAGCUGGCUGAGCCGAUCAGCGCACCUGUGGAACACCAUUUACGUGGCUCUGUACGAGGGCAGGCUGGCCGGAGCAGUGAUGAUCAAAUUCCAGGGCGACAAGUUAGUUUCUUCUACUACUGUUUCGUUUACAAGAUUCCAAAAUAUUCUGUUCUCUUUUCUGUUAUAGAUCGUUUUCACAGAACGUUCGAAAACCGCUUCGCCACGCGUGGACGCCAUGUUGGAUGAUAACCUGGAUGACUAGAACACAGAACGGUGCUAUCAAAGUUACUUGCGGCGGGUUCAAGUGUGCUGUCUUGUCUCCGUACUGUGAAUGAUAUAGUGAUGUAGCCAAGGCUAGAUAUCAGGACAAAGUUGCAAUAAUAGGUCUUGAUCCAUGUGCUUUAAGAGAAAAGGCAUUCGACGAUCUAACGCUCUUGCCGAUGGUUGAAUACCCGGACAUCUGUUACCGCUACCCUGGGCGACUAUAUAACGUUAUGUACACUCCUAUCAUAUAGGCUGCGCACGGAGGACUAGACUAGUUACAGCCCUAUACAGCGGAGUUUGCGUUACACAGUCUACCCCAGUAUCCAGCUGCCCUCACUAUCCACUUGCCUCACAAGGGGCAAGAUUUGGCGCUUCUCCAACUCUGACUCCGUGUGAAUUGUUUUCUACUCCGGUCAAAACUGAGCUACGGCGUGUUUCAGCCAACU
Branchiostoma floridae (Florida lancelet) is the source of this 2360-nucleotide messenger RNA. RefSeq lists its product as uncharacterized. The transcript is spliced from 3 exons. Lineage: Eukaryota; Metazoa; Chordata; Leptocardii; Amphioxiformes; Branchiostomatidae. Bases 1448 to 1837 code for a protein of 129 amino acids. The record is from RefSeq and is a predicted model, not a curated record.